CCAAAAAGCCACGGUGGCCUUUCUCCAGGAGAGGAGCGGGCAAAGACAAGCACAAGCACAUAUCUGAUCUGGAACAGCGCCUCUCCUCUGUGAAGAUUACAGACUUCGGGGGCUACGAAUUCCACAGCCUUAAGGGUAAGACCUGGAAUGAAGUCAUGGCAACACAUCGGAAACUUCCUACUGAUCAAGUAGACUUGAGAAAGCAGCAAGAGGCCGUGUGGGAACUUUUCGCGAGCGAAUGCACUUAUUUCUUGGACCAUUUAUUAGUUCUUAAGAUGAUCUUCAUGAAUACGCUAAAAUAUCUACAAACCCAUGAAUAUCUCCUGGAUGUGGAUUCAUGGCGCCUUUUUGCAAACCUGGAGGAGUUAAGUCAGACAAGCUAUGGUUUUGUGAGCAGUCUUUUUGCCAUCAUCAAGGACUACUUCGAUGCCUCUGAGACUUCACCACCCAUGGAUUUCAUUUCCGUGCUCGCGAAGCAUUUCCGAGGGAGCCUCUGUCAGAGCCACCAGACCUACUGCCUGAACUACUCCGCCGCUGUCUUUUACCUCGAGAGCCUGAAGCAGAGAGAGGACUUUGGAAUUUACUUAAAAUGGUGUGAGCAAAACGAACAGUGCAGGCGGCUUCACCUGGCCGAGCUGCUGGUGGCCCCACUGCACAGGCUGACCCGGUACCCCUUGCUGCUGAAGAAUAUCUGGAAAAGGAGUACAGACUCCACUGAGAAAAUCAUGAUCUACUCCAUCAAGGAAAAGGUGGAAAAGUCAAUCCGGGAUCUUGAAGGAAAAGUGAAGUGGCUUGACAAUUUUCAAAAAUGUAGACAUCUUCAGGAGAUUAUAGUGUGGCCUCCACUUUGGGAUAGAGAUAAAAGGUUUUUCAUUCCAGAGUGCCUGAAACACAUUUUUAAAGAGCACAUGGCAGAAAACAUCCUGUCACCAACCAACAGACACCUUCUCUAUGAGGGAAAAUUAACUCUUGCAGAAAGUACCAGAUUCCUAGAUGUUUAUCUGUUUCUCUUUGAUGAUUUCCUCUUAGUUACGAAAACUAAGCGCAACAAAAAGAAAGUUGGAGGCUUGGACACAGGUGUACUGUGUCCUUCACUUACUCCUGAGCUGCAAACAGUAAUAAAAGAGGGUGGUUCGUGUAAGGUACUCGAUCAGCCCAUUCCACUGGAUAGAUUGGUAGUCAAAAGUAUUGAUCCACUCCACGUAUCAGUCUUUGGACUGAGAAAUGCCUUCCUUAUUCAACAUGAAAGCCGAUAUCGACAGUGCAUAGCAGCAUUCUUAUUACAAGCCCAAACAGAAAACAUCAAAAAAACAUGGAUGGCACAAAUAACAGCAGCAAUCUCUUGCUUCACCAAGAGUCAGGAAACCAAGAAAAUAUCUUUAUUCAGAUCAUCCACAGAAUCUUCUGAAAUUUAG
Molecule: messenger RNA, 1415 nt
Organism: Myotis lucifugus (little brown bat)
Lineage: Eukaryota; Metazoa; Chordata; Mammalia; Chiroptera; Vespertilionidae
Gene: PLEKHG7
Product: pleckstrin homology and RhoGEF domain containing G7
Exons: 13
Coding region: 156-1415 (419 amino acids)
Biological process (GO): Rho protein signal transduction
Molecular function (GO): guanyl-nucleotide exchange factor activity
Source: RefSeq, a predicted model, not a curated record